Messenger RNA from Glycine soja, 2136 nucleotides. Its product is annotated as sodium/hydrogen exchanger 6-like. Gene Ontology annotation, biological process: regulation of pH; sodium ion transport; proton transmembrane transport. Gene Ontology annotation, cellular component: endosome; membrane. The record is from RefSeq and is a predicted model, not a curated record. NCBI's taxonomy places the organism in Eukaryota, Viridiplantae, Streptophyta, Magnoliopsida, Fabales, Fabaceae. Gene Ontology annotation, molecular function: sodium:proton antiporter activity. The transcript has 21 exons. Bases 37 to 1620 code for a protein of 527 amino acids.
UAGCAGGCAAUGCAGAGGUGAGAAGGAAAGGGAUCGAUGAUGGAGGAGGAUGGGACCAGCAAAGAGCAGCAGCAGGCGGCGGGAGUGGGAAUUCUUCUUCAGAUAAUGAUGUUAGUUUUGUCAUUCGUCUUAGGUCACGUCCUUCGUCGCAAGAAGAUUUACGUUCUUCCCGAAGCCAGCGCUUCUCUUCUCAUUGGCUUACUCGUUGGUACUCUCGCUAACAUUUCUCACACUCAAACCAGCAUCAGGGCGUGGUUCAAUUUUCACGAGGAGUUCUUCUUCCUCUUCCUUUUGCCUCCUAUCAUAUUUCAGUCUGGCUUCAGUCUCUCUCCCAAGCCUUUCUUCGCUAAUUUCGGAGCCAUUGUUACAUUUGCUAUAUUCGGCACCUUUCUGGCUUCCAUUGUCACCGGUGUCUUGGUUUAUCUUGGUGGGUUGAUGUACCUCAUGUACAGACUGCCUUUUGUCGAGUGCCUAAUGUUUGGUGCACUUAUAUCCGCCACGGACCCUGUUACUGUUUUGUCCAUUUUUCAGGAGCUUGGCACAGAUGUCAAUCUAUAUGCCUUGGUUUUUGGAGAAUCUGUUUUGAAUGAUGCAAUGGCUAUUUCUCUGUACAGGACAAUGUCAGUAGUUAAAAGUCAUCCAUCUGGACAAAAUUUCUUCAUGGUGAUUGUUAGAUUUUUGGAGACUUUUGUUGGCUCAAUGUCUUCUGGUGUUGGAGUUGGAUUUAUAUCUGCUUUACUAUUUAAGUAUGCAGGGUUGGAUAUUGACAAUCUUCAGAACUUGGAGAGCUGUCUUUUUGUUCUUUUCCCAUACUUCUCGUACAUGCUUGCAGAAGGUCUUGGACUGUCUGGUAUUGUGUCAAUAUUGUUCACAGGAAUGGUCAUGAAGCAUUACACAUAUUCAAAUUUGUCACGUAGUUCUCAAAGAUUUGUCUCUGCUUUUUUUGAGUUGAUAUCAUCAUUAGCAGAGACAUUUGUAUUUAUCUACAUGGGCUUUGAUAUUGCUAUGGAGAAACAUAGCUGGUCACAUGUUGGAUUUAUAUUCUUCUCCAUUAUAUUCAUUGGAAUUGCAAGGGCAGCCAAUGUGUUCUCUUGUGCUUAUCUAGUCAACUUGAUCAGACCUGCCUAUCGACAAAUACCGCCAAAACACCAGAAAGCACUUUGGUAUAGUGGACUUCGAGGGGCAAUGGCCUUUGCCCUUGCUCUGCAAUCAAUUCAUGAUCUGCCAGAAGGACAUGGACAGACCAUCUUAACUGCAACUACAGCAAUAGUUGUUUUGACGGUAUUACUGAUUGGCGGUUCAACGGGCACCAUGCUGGAAGCUUUAGAAGUUGUAGGUAGUGACAGUCCUGUCGAGAGUCCUUUGGCUUCGGUUAGUACCAGAACGAAUUUUGAGGGAAACAAUGUGUAUAUUUCUCCUGAUGAUGAAGAACCGUCAUCAGGGAACAAAAUCAAGAUGAAGCUACAAGAAUUCCAAAGGAGUGCUGCAUCUUUUACAGCAAUAGAUAAAAACUACCUCACCCCAUUCUUCACUAGUCAAAAUGGAGAUGAAGAAGAUGAAGCUGUGCCUUUGACUUUGAAGAACGUGGGAUUGGAUGACCACGACCACUAUUCGUCAUGAUAUUUUUGAAACAACAUGCUCAAUAAUACUACUUGAAGGUUCCUUUUUGUACACACCUUGAAUCAUGCAAUAUAUAGACAACUUAGAGGAAUUUCCAUAAUACAAGGAUUCAGAAUCUUACGUCAAGUAGGCAGAGUUAGGUUGGAAGACAGACAUCUUGUCUGCGGCUUUAGUAUUUUAUGCCAUGCAAGUUGAUAACCAUGCGUGUUUACUGACUCUAAUUAUCGGUAGUCCAAGAACCAUUUACCACAUACAUAUUACCGAACACAUGAUCUUCAUACAAAAGAAUAUGCGUGUACAACGAUCGAGGAUCAUAAAGAGAAAUGCUAAAAUGUUUCAACUUUGCAAUAAAUUCAUCCGACUUUGAAACAGUUUUCAACAAUAAAAUCACGAUAGAAUUGUACCCAAAAAAGUUCACGCUACCUUUCAUACACUAUUUAUUUAUGGUAUUUGUACACGAACUUUGUUAUAAAAAAUGUAACAAGUGACCCGAAGAUUUUGGACUGAGCAAGAACU